CUUCACCCAAUUCGCAGCUCUCCGACCUCUUUCUUCUUCUUCGAAAUUCUUCUUUAAGCCUCUCUCUAUAUGGAAGUCACUGGAAGGCUAGAAGACUGGGUACAAAGUGAGAAUUUGGCGGCGUCAUAGAAAUGAAGGUGAGGGUGGUGUGUAGGAAGCUGUACGAUUACGUUCGCUAUGAUCUGAAAGAGAUUGCAUUUCCAUCUUCGCUGCCAGACCCUCCUCAUAUCAAGAAGCGCCGCAAGCUCACAUGGAAUGAGCGGUUCUUGGUGUUGAAGGAGGCUUCUAGGCUGUAUGCUGCCAGCUGGGUUCGGGAUAUUGGUCCUGAACUGCGACCUAAUGAUUUUAAGGAUGAAGAGGGUGAAGAUAAAUCUGGUAGACCACAGGGCCCGGCUAAAGAGAAAGAACCCUCAACAUUAGAGGAUCUUGCUGUGGCUGCUAGAGGAGGAAUGGAGACAUUAAAGCCAGCUCUACAGCGUGUCUACAUGACAAGAGCUUCUGCAUAUAAAGAUGCUCUUCAAAGUUUUAUACAUGGGUACCAAGAAGGAAUCCAGCAGGUUAUGGAGAAAAAGGAAGAUUCCAAAUCUGAACAGGAAAGUGAUAAGCCUGAUAAAUCUACUUAACAUCUUCUGUAAGAGGCAGCAUACUUAGGUUUCCUCCUGCACAGCUACCGAGGCAAGUUAUUGCUGCAUCUAUAGACACAAGUUGUCGAGCUUUAGUUUUAGCUCAGUUUUAAGAACAUCUGCCAUGAUCAUUCAUUUGAGUGUUCAAGAAAUGUGAAUAUAAUGAAAAUUUGUAGUAUAUUUCUCUUUUGGACACACCAAACAUUAUCUAGUUUUUCAGAGUUUUGCACUUACAUGUUCCUUUUCUCUUUACAUGUGAUAGAAGCCAUGUUGACAUGCCUCUAGCUGUAGAAAAUCCUGAUUGUUGGCAGAAGUAUCCCACAGAGCUCGCUGAUGGAGAAAUUCUUGAGUGCGGUUGCCGCAUUGGCCAGCCCUACACAAGAUGCUCUCCGCCUGUUUGGUACUGCCAGUUUCAGUUUCUGUAGCAAGUAGUAUGUUAAAGAACACAAACAACAGCCCUUGAUUCAUUUUCCUCUUCAUAUUUCUUAUUGUUGGUCUUUUUGUGUUUUGCUGGCUUUCGGCCUGGGAGUACCACACAGCAGAGCAAGCUUUAUUGUAUGCAACUUACGUUUACCUUGGUGCAGAAUGCACAAAAUAUAGAAGUGGUGGGCAUAAAAACGGAUGAACUGAAA
This is a messenger RNA of Prunus mume (Japanese apricot), 1255 nucleotides long. RefSeq names its product embryo defective 2735. The record is from RefSeq and is a predicted model, not a curated record. NCBI's taxonomy places the organism in Eukaryota, Viridiplantae, Streptophyta, Magnoliopsida, Rosales, Rosaceae.